GUUCUAUAGGGAUAAGACCACAACGAACGUUUCCAAGGACUUGCUUUCCUACUUCGUCAUGGAAAAACAAGAUGGAAGACGACGUUUUAGAUCAUGAAGGAUAGAAUGCCCAAGAAGAAAUCACGAAAAUGAAUUCGCAGUUUUCUCUGUAUACCUUUAUAUUAUUACUAGGACUAUUUACCGGUUACAGCUCAGAAGAUGAUACAUUGGGAGAAAAUUUAUUCCUUUCGAUAUUUGGUUUGGAUUCCAUGCCAGGAUGUAGACUGUGCAAUAAUGUGGAGCCAACGUCUACGUGCAAACUUUGCGACGAUUGGUUGAGAGAAUCACAUGAAAUCGAUCAGCAAUUGUCAGACACCCAAAUCUAUUUGCAUUCGAUAGAAGCAUACCUACAUAAAAUUUCAGACAAGCUUGCACCAAUAAGUGAAUGGACGCUACAGGAAGAAAGUUAUGGAUUCUAUCUCACUAUAUCUUUUGCAGUCUUUAUAUUGGUUUUUGUUAUUAGAAAAACUACCAAAAAUAUGUCAUCUAAAGGUAGACAACAUGUUCCUGAAAAACAUAAAAUCAGAAGGCACAUCGGGUCUAACUCAAUAACCGAAAAGUCAAUCAUCUCACAAAAACAACCAAGAGAUAUCGAUUGGAUGGAUAAACUGAGAAAGAUAAAGAAACCACAAAAACAUAUAAUUUCAAAACAAGGAAUGCUCGUAUUAAAGAAGAUGCAUCAUUCGUCGGGAGAUGGAUGUUUUAAUGUUUUAACCGAAGAGAACUGUAAACUUGUAUCAGUAAGAUCUGGCAUACCAUCCAAAUCCCUCCGCGUGUUUGACUUAAGAGCGCGUGGCGAUGUUCCAGACAAUGUGAUGAGUACCUUGCUUUGUGUUAGACCGCAAUGUACGGAACAUCCUCAUCAGAGUAUCCAGAAAUAUGGACCAAAGCUUGUGUGUGAUGCAGACGCAUUUGGUCUUGAGCACUUGGACGACAACUUUCAACGUUUGCAGCUGGGUAAAGAUGAUGAUGCGGACGUGGAAAACCUUUACCACGAUGUUGGCUAUAGUAACGCAGAAGCAGGCGAUAAUUUAAUGCAAGAUGACGAUAACCACUGCAAUGAAUUAGGGCUACCAUGUGCAAGUUCCAGUUUCAUCAGCAAUACAAGUUCAAUGAGUAUCCCAGGGGAACAAGAUGCUUCCAAUUUGUCAAACAACCAUUUUGAUCCAUUCAGUUCUUUAGAUGAAACAAGUUCACCAAACGUGUCUCAGCUCCAAAAAUAUCUGGAUACUAGCGUCACGUGGUUUGGAGGUUUAUACAGUUACAGUCGGGAAACAUCGUUUACAAGUUUUAGACGAGAUAAUCUCAAUGAAAGUGUUACACAGGGUCUUGACGAGUUAGAAAAAUCCCUUGACUUAAGUAAAAUGCAGAAGAGUCUUUCACUUUAUGGCUUUGAAACGGAUUCCAUGUUUCAGUUGGCAACUGUCUAUCUUGCAAAACAAAUUAUUGGAAAAGUGAAAGAAGCUUGGGUAGCAAUUAGGACGAAAACAGCAGUCAGUGAUACAGCAAAAAGUUCGGACUACAACAAUAAUCAACUUGGAAAGGAACUGGACAUCACUGGUUUUGCUGUGUACAACACUAAAUACAAUUAUGAAUAUCAAAAUUGGGAUUGUGAUAAUUAGAUUCUUUGUAUCAUGAUUAUCUUGCAUUCUGCAACUUACUAUCAAAAAUGUCAUAUGAUUUAUAGAUAGCUUAUAUAAUGUAUCAGCGUCUGGUUUGAGAUUAACACGACGUGCAAAUAAAAAAAUUGACACAUACGAACCGUUA
Molecule: messenger RNA, 1806 nt
Organism: Mytilus trossulus (common blue mussel)
Lineage: Eukaryota; Metazoa; Mollusca; Bivalvia; Mytilida; Mytilidae
Exons: 5
Coding region: 129-1661 (510 amino acids)
Source: RefSeq, a predicted model, not a curated record